AUGUCACCCAUCCUUCGUAAUAUCGUAGCUCUCCUACCUUUCUCUUUCACCCUUAACAUCAAUGAUCAGUCUCGAUCACCAGAGGCUGACAUGAAUGUUGAUGCAGCCUUUGCGCGAUAUCAUCUCGCUAAAUACUACUAUGGUAAAGACUUCUUCGAUGGGUUUGACUGGAAGACUUUCGAUGACCCAACCCAUGGCCGAGUCAACUAUAUCUCCGAAGACGAAGCCAGACGAAGAAACCUUUCUUACGUCUCCGACCAUUAUACUUUCGUCAUGAAAACCGAUGCGCAUCGUCGAGUUGCACCCGGAGGACGAGGACGAGACUCUGUUCGGAUCGAAUCGAAAGAUACUUUUGAUAAUGGUAUCUACAUCUUGGACGUACUCCAUAUGCCGACCGGCUGCGGUACAUGGCCGGCCUUCUGGACUUCUACCAUCGGUCACUGGCCUGAAGGUGGCGAAAUCGACAUCAUCGAAGGUGUGAACGGUAAAGGUACCAAUCAAGGUACACUUCACACCACUCCUGGCUGUACCAUGCCACAAAACAUGGAUGCUACUGGUCAACUCCUCAAAACAGACUGUGCUGUCCAUGGCAACGACAACCAAGGAUGUGGUGUCAAGGACAAACGAUCGGAUUCCUUCGGUCCUGCUUUCAACAAGGAUCAGGGCGGUUGGAGAGUCCAACCUUGA
Kwoniella mangroviensis CBS 8507 is the source of this 687-nucleotide messenger RNA. RefSeq lists its product as uncharacterized. Gene Ontology annotation, biological process: glucan catabolic process. Lineage: Eukaryota; Fungi; Basidiomycota; Tremellomycetes; Tremellales; Cryptococcaceae. The transcript has 6 exons. Gene Ontology annotation, molecular function: hydrolase activity, hydrolyzing O-glycosyl compounds. The coding region runs from base 1 to 687 and encodes 228 amino acids. The record is from RefSeq and is a predicted model, not a curated record.